Tripterygium wilfordii is the source of this 759-nucleotide messenger RNA. Its product is annotated as remorin-like. The record is from RefSeq and is a predicted model, not a curated record. The transcript is spliced from 5 exons. Lineage: Eukaryota; Viridiplantae; Streptophyta; Magnoliopsida; Celastrales; Celastraceae. The coding region runs from base 74 to 592 and encodes 172 amino acids.
CUGCAAUUCCAAAUAUAGAGAGUACGUUAUUUUCUCGCACUUAGCAGAUUUCACGCGCCGAGCCGAAUUACAAAUGGAGCAAGUGAAAAAAACGGUGGAUGAACCACCGUUGGCGGCGGUCGCACAGCCAAUCAAUGCCGUGGAGGAGAAAGUUAUGGCUCUUGCGAUAGCUGAGAAGAGUCCAAAUUCUGCAGAGAAGAAACCCACGGGGGGAUCGAUUGACAGAGAUAUUGCUCUUGCGGAGGUUGAAAAGGAGAAGAAGGCGUCCUUUAUCAAGGCAUGGGAAGAAAGUGAAAAGACUAAAUACGAAAAUAAGGCUCAGAAAAAGAUCUCUGCUGUUGCUGCAUGGGAAAAUUGCCAGAAAGCUGCUCUGGAAGCCAAACUCAAAAAGAAAGAGGAAGAAUUAGAGAAUAAAAAGGCGCAAUACGCAGAACAAAUUAAUAAUAAAAUAGCUUUGAUUCACAAAGAAGCAGAAGAAAAGAAGGCAAUGGUUGAAGCCAAACGCAGAGAAGAAUUGCUCAAGGCAGAGGAGAUGGCGGCCAAGUAUCGCGCUACUGGACAGGUUCCAAAGAAGGCCUUUGGCUGCUUUUAGUUUUGUACCCGUUGUUGGAGUUGUAAUUGUAUUUAGUGUUUUUGUUUGUAUGUUUUGUAUUUCUUGUUUCAUCCUCAAGUGGUGUUGUGGCUGUCCUUUACUGCAAGAACAGAAAAUAUUUAUUAUACUCUGUUUGUAUAGCAAUUAAAUCUAUGUUUUGUUGGGUU